Messenger RNA from Cheilinus undulatus (humphead wrasse), 2281 nucleotides. It is a transcript of the gene nol11, whose product is annotated as nucleolar protein 11. Gene Ontology annotation, cellular component: nucleus; nucleolus. The record is from RefSeq and is a predicted model, not a curated record. Bases 33 to 2225 code for a protein of 730 amino acids. Lineage: Eukaryota; Metazoa; Chordata; Actinopteri; Labriformes; Labridae. Gene Ontology annotation, biological process: maturation of SSU-rRNA. The transcript is spliced from 18 exons. Gene Ontology annotation, molecular function: RNA binding; protein binding.
AUUCCACAGGCUUUACUUUCUUCUCGUCCAGCAUGGCCGCGCUGUAUGAGGGAUACACGUUGUGCGGACUUGUUCCAGCUCAAAAUCAGUCAAAUUCAGGCAUUCAGGGGAUCGAAGAGGAGAAAGACAGCGACCACGUCGUCGUCACGGACUCAACCAGAUCUGUAACGUUGUAUAAGGUUUCUGAUCAGAAGCCGCUGAGCAGCUGGACAGUGAAACAAGGGCAGAGCCUGACCUGUCCAGCGGUCUACAACCCACAGACAAAGGAAUAUGUGGCAGUGACAGACAGCAAGGUGAUCAGAAUAUGGAAGGAAGAAGACAUACUCCUAGAAAAGACCUUCAAAGCAACUGUUUCAUCAGAUGUGUGGAAGGUCCACUGUGUACCUGGAGGGGAGCCUGUGGUUUUGUUUCAAAGAGGAGCUGUAAGACUCUUGGACUCUCUCCUUUCUGCUCCCCAGCAGCCAAUAGAGGAAGUCCUUGCUCAAGAAGAGGCAAUUAGGUGGAGCACCAACAUAGUGGUGGAGUCACAGCCCUUUGUCAUCUUUAUAACUGAACAGAAAGGAGAUAGUUUCCUGUAUUUGCAGAGACUGAAUCCAAACACCCUGCAGAGGUAUCGACUGGAGAGAGAGGAGCCUGGUCUGUCUCCACUCAGCUUCUCUGCAUCAUACAGAGACAAACACAUCCGCCUGCUUUAUCUCUAUCCAAAUGGCCAUGUGUAUCAGAGUGUGGUCUCUGUGAGGGGUCAGGGGGCUGAAGAGGGGGCCCAGGCUCUCCCAGUGCCCCGCAGUCUGCUGCUUGUACUGCCUGUUGGUGAGGGUUUGCUGGAGGCAGCAUCAGCCGUGGUUUUGGAUGAAGCACAUGUAGCUGUCGUUGGAGUUCCAUACCCGUCUGCCGGAGCUGGUAAAGACUUUCUCUGCAUCUGGAAUACCAAUUUUCAGACGCUUCAGGCGGGAAAAGAGAUGGCGGGUAAAAUCUAUGGACAGCUAUGGAGUUUUUCCAACAAGUUAUUCAUUCCACAUGGCAAAACCCUCUCUGUUAUUCCGUAUGAGUGCCCCAAAUCUUCCUUGGCCUCUGCACUGGGAAAACUAAGGCAGGCCAAGAGUGAAGAGUCCAAAGCUCCUGCUUCUGUAACAUCUUGGAAUAACCUUUUGCAUGGAGAGAAAGCUCAGCCCUCACGAGUGACGGAGGCCAGAAAAACAAGAACAACCCGCAAGACCCAGUCAGCACCUACUUCAACAAUUGAUCAAGUUCUGGAGCUCAUCAAGACAGCACCAGCAGAAGAUAUUCAGAAAGAGGUGGAUGGGCUGCUUUCCAGAUCUGACAUCCAGGAGCUGCAGCCCUCAGUGGGGCAGCUUGCAACAACCAUUGUGUGCCGAAGCCUGGCGGAACCUACUUUUUACACACCUAGCACCCUGGCACAGCUAGUACACACUCGGUCCCUUUGCCACAGUGUGUGUCCUGACCUUGUGCUCCUGGCCCUGCAGAGGAAGGACUAUUUUCUGUGUCAGCUCUGCUUGCAGUUUUUCCCUGACAUCCCAGAAGCUGUCACCUGUGCCUGUCUUAAGGCUUUUAUCAGCAUGCCAGACGUUGAUGCUGAGAAGGUGAGCCUGGAGCCCGACAGUGUGUCCUUUAUGGAGACCCUGAUGGCAGGGGAGCAUGGCCCAGUCAGCAUGCAGAACGGCUUUAGCCCCACCCCCUGUGACAAGGAAUGCUCAGAUGCCCUCGGUGGAGGAGGCACCAUCAUAAACGCCGGAGCAGAGGAACAGGAGAAGACGACAACUCCACCAGAACAGAUCUGUCCAGUGGGAUUACACAAGGCUGUCCUACUGAAUGAAGUCCUGCUGACACCAUACAGUGACACUUUCCUUCUCCCACACUUGAAAGAUCUCUCCUCCCAACAAGUUGUUCUAUUCCUCCAGUACCUGCAGUAUCUCUACCUGAAAUAUUCCCAGAGUGCUUUUCCACAGAUGCAUGGAUUGAGAUCACCUGGUCUGUCUCAGAUCAUGGAUUGGGUAUGCUUGCUGUUAGAUGCACAUUUCACAGUGCUGGUGAUGACUCCAGAGGCCAAAGGCUUACUGCUGAACCUCCACCGUUUUGUUAAGUCUCAGGUGAAACUGGUGUCUGAGCUCGGAAAGAUCGAGGGCAGCCUACAAGAACUGAAUAAGAUCAAGGGGACGAAGACAGACAUUGGACAAUACUCUAUUGAAGUCAUUGAGUUGUUUUAAAAUAUCCACAAUGUGUGUUCUUUUAAUAAAUCACGAGUGCAUGUCUGUUUCUAACA